Molecule: messenger RNA, 2837 nt
Organism: Chiloscyllium plagiosum (whitespotted bambooshark)
Lineage: Eukaryota; Metazoa; Chordata; Chondrichthyes; Orectolobiformes; Hemiscylliidae
Product: cyclic AMP-responsive element-binding protein 3-like protein 3
Biological process (GO): regulation of transcription by RNA polymerase II
Cellular component (GO): nucleus
Molecular function (GO): DNA-binding transcription factor activity, RNA polymerase II-specific; RNA polymerase II cis-regulatory region sequence-specific DNA binding
Source: RefSeq, a predicted model, not a curated record
CCUGGCACUCUUAACCAUUCUUUGUUAACAGCUGGUUCACAACCAAUCAGAUGGACAACUGAUGGCGCAACAACUGAAGUCACUUUUGCUUUGUUCGACUUUAUCCUGGCCACAGAUCGAGUCAGAGAAAGAGAGAGGGUGUACCAGUGAGUGAAUGAGAGUGAAACAUUUCCAAAACGCAGGAAAAUGGAAGGAAAAGGAUUUUUGCCAAAAUUUCAGGAUAUGACGCUGGUCACAGGGAAGAUACCAGCAGAGGGCCUGCCUCGUGACUUGGACAGCGUGGAGCUCCUGGAUCUACUGUUUGACCAAAAGGAUGGGAUUCUUCGCCACGAGGGCUUCAAUACAGAUGGCAGUGGGAACCCAGAGGGCUGGGGAAUGGCACAGCCAAGUAUCCACAGCGGCAGCAGCAACGAGGAGUUUCUGUCUUCAAUCCUGGCCGAUGCGGUUCCUGCCUCCCCGCUCUGGUCCUCAGCCGGCAGUGACAGCGGGAUAUCGGAAGACCACCUCUCAGACCAACUGGACAGUCCCCAGCACUGCGUCAUGUCCAGCAGCCCCCAGAACAUGGAAGCUGUGCACAAUGAGCCACCAUUUCAGCCCAGGCUAGAACCCAGCUGCUGGGCUACUGGCCUGAGAGUCCCAGAGCUGGGCAUCCAAGGGGCAGAGAUUUCCCUUGGCUUUGAUGACUGGAACUCGGAACCGUUUCAGGAAGAGGGACGGAACAUUCCUUCACAACCUACUGCAGACAACUUCCUCUCCCUGACGGUCAAAGACCUGCUGCUUUCGAACACCAACGAAACGCACAAGCCACAGUUGCAGCCACAUCAAGCACGGGAGCUGGUGCUCAACGAAGAUGAGAAGAAGUUAUUGGUGAAAGAAGGGAUCACCCUUCCGUCGCAGCUGCCACUCACAAAACAAGAAGAGCGGAUUUUAAAGAAGAUUAGGAGAAAGAUCCGGAAUAAACAGUCGGCACAAGAGAGCCGGAAGAAGAAAAAGGAAUACAUAGAUGGCUUGGAAAACAGGAUGGCAGCAUGUACAGCCCAGAAUCAUGAACUGCAGAGGAAGGUCAUCCGGCUGGAAAAGCAGAACAUGACAUUACUACAGCAGUUGAGAAAACUCCAAACCCUGGUCAUGCAUUCAACAGGCAGGACAGCACAGACAAGCACCUGUAUCAUGGUGCUGAUGCUGUCGUUUGCUUUGGUUAUUUUCCCCAGCUUCAGUUCAUUCAGCUUCAAUAAGGGUGGAAAGGAAGACGACUUCACUCCGGUACGAGUAUUUUCCAGGUCUUUGCAUGAUCUGGAGUCGUCUCGGGUGUUUCAGGUGUUGAGCAGUCCCCAUAGCCACGCAGCAGGAGAGAAGUAUUCAGAAUGGAAUGAUCAGCUUCAUGUAGAGAGCAGAGGUACAGCCAACAAACAAGACCAGACUGUGAACGGCAAAGAACUCACUCAAGAUACUGAAAGCCACGCGCCUAAUGGGUCCAACUCUUCGCUGAGGAUUGGUGACAUUGCCAAAGGGGUCACCAUCCUUAAAGAUCUCAAUCCUGAGGACCACAUUGAAGACCCUGUUCGAGGACACUCACCAUGGACUGAACUGACCCCUGACCAUAGAGAUGAAAUGUAGGGGAUUUGGAAAUCUGGGACUUAUCUUUUAAAGGGGAAAGGAAUCAUGACUGAUCAAACAUGGAAGAUCAGAAUCAGAUUUACACCAUUCCAUCAAAAUACAUUGUAUCAGUUCUCCCUUAUACAUCAGAGCCAGCGCCUCGGUCUCAAAUUAGCUGUAUUGCACAGUCCAGAUAUUGCUCUGAUCUGCCCUAUCUUGGCUAACCGGGUACAACUCUAAUUUUUUUUUAACAGGAAGCAUCAGUCUUAAUGACAUUAUUCUGAACAAUCAUUACGUUAAUAUUCAGUAUACUGAUUGAUAUUUUUCAAAACUAAUCACUGUUGACAACAGUUAGUAAGAAUGAAAGGAGUAAGUGUGUAGAAACUAUACUGUUUUGCUUCUUGUUAUAAUGCUAGACACCCUUUUGCCCUUAUUUGAGCCUGGGUCAGAAGUGUGCUCUGAGGUCACUGGAUCUCUGUGGUGAUAUCGUAUUGUGAGUUGGCCCUCUUUCUGGUUUGCACGUCUGAACUUCACAUUUUCUGAGGUGAUCCAUCUCACACGGUUUCAAUUGUUCUUAUGGUGCCUGUUGUUUGUACUUCUCCAGUGAAGAUGGUGAUAGAUGGGCAGGCUUUGAUAGGUAAAGAAUGAACCCCUGGCUAUCUUACCAAAGUUUCUCGUGAGCACCAACAUGGAGAUCGGCUGGCUACGAGGUCAGAUGCUUUGACAGGGAGACUGCAGGAUUCUCCAUAAUGAGCUGAAUGAAAUUUUGUCCCCUGUACUUUUCUUGUGACCCGACUGAGUGAGAAAGAAAUCAAUCUGGCUCUCUAAAUCUCUGCAUGUGCAGUGUUUUUGUCCCUCACUAAAUCCCCAAUUGCAGACUCCAUUCUCUCUCACCAGAGCCCAUUCACCAGACCCUCCUCUCCCAUCAUCCACCCUGUACUGCCAUCUCCUGCCUCAGUAACAAUCCCUCACCAUACCUAUCACCCAUCCCCAUCUCCCCCUACCCUCACCUUUCACCCCCUCAAUGCCCAGGCCUCCUCAUCUUCUGCUCCUUCACCCUUUAUCAUUCCCCAUACGUGAUACUACUUUCUGAUGUGCUAGUUGUUGCUUUAUACUCUUAUUCCUUCCCAAAAAAAUUUAUAACAUUCAAUUGAUGUUCACUGAAGUGAUUUUUUUGUAAAGAUUUCACUGCCACAAUCAGAAUAAGUGCAAAUCAUUAAAAUUCCAAAAUUUUAAAAGUG